Messenger RNA from Annulohypoxylon maeteangense, 1595 nucleotides. RefSeq names its product NUDIX domain-containing protein. Bases 381 to 1364 code for a protein of 327 amino acids. The transcript is spliced from 3 exons. The record is from RefSeq and is a predicted model, not a curated record. Gene Ontology annotation, molecular function: 8-oxo-dGDP phosphatase activity. NCBI's taxonomy places the organism in Eukaryota, Fungi, Ascomycota, Sordariomycetes, Xylariales, Hypoxylaceae.
CUCAAGUCCCCAUAAGAUGGCAGGACUCAAUGCAAAGCAUCAAUCCACUUGAACGGGAGAGUUAUGCAUGUUUAAUUGAUCUUCAUAAGUAUAAUAUUAUACUUUUCUACCUUCUCCCAAUCAUCGUUUGACAAUCACUUUUGAGUUAGUGCCAAGCAUCGAUUUUGAUAUAACCCUUCAUAAGACCUUCCUCGAUUAUACCUUCAUGAGUCCGUUUGUGCGUCAUUUUAAAGACUCAUCCUAAACCGAGUUGUAGUCCUAGAUCUACGGAAUUCCUAAACUCUACCUAACAGGUAGGUAAAGCUUGGACACCACUGUUCAACCAAGACCCGUGAUAUCGAGAAUCUAGUCCAGGAGUAAAAAAGGAGUAAAGGGGCAAGAUGGCAUCGCCACCCAAAACAUACCUCGACCUAAUCAAGGCGUGCGACAACUUCCCCUACAUCAACAUCCCACAAACCCCCAUCGCCGAAUCCCCCAACCCAAUCUUCUACCAGCUCCUGCUGCCCUCGGACCCGCGUCCGCACGGGUUCAUGCACCCCGCCACGGUGGCCGCCAUGCCAUGGACCUCGCACUUCGCCAUCAGCGCACCGGAAGCCCGGCCCCGCACCGUGCAAGUCCUCGACCCCACCAACGGCGCCGACCCCCGCGGCUCCUGCAACGCCGCCUUUGCUGCCGUCGUCCAGCGCGCCAAGGACCUAGACGUUUUCGAAUCCCUCAGUAAGCGGAAAUCUACUGAGGACUACCGCAUCGUCGGGGCAAAGUACCCCACCGUUCAGCUGCGGCGGGCUGCGGCUCCGCUGUUUGGGAUCGCUUGUUUGGGUGUGCAUUUGACGAUGUAUGUGCGGGAGGGGGAUGGGGAAUUUCGGAUCUGGGUUCCGCGGCGAAGUCGCAAGAUGAAUACGUACCCUGGUAAACUGGACUCGACGAUUGCCGGGGGCGUGGCGGCGCAUGAAUCCCCGCUCGAAUGUCUAGUCCAUGAGGCUGCUGAGGAAGCGUCGUUGCCCGAAUCCCUAAUACGCGAGCGUGCGCGGGCUUGUGGUGCGAUCACGUACGUGGGGACAAGUGACACGGGACCGGAGGCCGGGCUAACGGCUUCGGGGGUGUUGUAUGUGUACGAUAUGGAGGUGGACGAGACGGUUGUGCCGAAGCCGAUGGAUGAUGAGGUGGAGGAGUUUUACCUCUGGGAUGUGCGGCAGGUGAAAGAGGCGCUGCUGCGAGACGAGUUUAAGACGAAUUGUGCUUCGGUUAUGAUUGAUUUUUUCGUGAGACAUGGGAUUAUUACGGAGGAGAAUGAGCCGGAUUAUCUAGAGAUUACUACGAGAUUGCAUCGUUCGCUUCCUGUACCGUUGACCUCGUCAGCUUGAGGAAGUUGGUGGUGUAUUGAGAAGACAUGAUCAGGGUUUAAGACUUUGGGUGAAUAUAAAGGGUCCAUGAAAUCAUUUUAAGGGUAAAUUUAUCAUAGCGUAGGCGGAAUAUAGGAGAUAGACUACGGUAUGUCCUUAGAAUUCCUAAAUAUGAGGCCAACAUAUUAGGGCCAAUAUCUUAGAGUAAGAAUUUCACGUAGUUCAAUUGGAUCUAGAAUAUUGUUGUAUGCA